Molecule: messenger RNA, 1907 nt
Organism: Anopheles arabiensis
Lineage: Eukaryota; Metazoa; Arthropoda; Insecta; Diptera; Culicidae
Product: probable maltase
Exons: 3
Coding region: 52-1794 (580 amino acids)
Biological process (GO): carbohydrate metabolic process
Source: RefSeq, a predicted model, not a curated record
GGCCGGGAAGCAUAGUUGUUCCCCCGCCCAACGCAGCGCGUGGUCGUGACAAUGUGGUCCACGGUGAUUCUUCUAGGUGUGCUUUUGAUCGUGCCAUCGCUGCUGGCCGACGAACACUGGUGGCAGCAUGCCAACUUUUAUCAGAUCUAUCCACGAUCGUUCAAAGACAGUGACGGCGAUGGAGUCGGAGAUUUGCGCGGCAUAAUGGAAAAAGUUCCGUACCUGCGACGCGAGCUCGGCAUCGAUGCAAUAUGGCUGUCGCCGAUCUUCAAGUCACCGAUGGCCGACUUUGGCUACGAUAUUGCCGAUUUCCGCGACAUUCAUUCGGAGUUUGGAACAAUUGCUGACCUGGAAGCGCUGGCGACCGCUUGUAAUGCAGAGGGGCUCAAGCUAAUCCUGGACUUUGUUCCGAACCACAGCAGCGAUGAAAGUGAGUGGUUUCUAAAGUCCGUCCAGAAGGAUCCCACCUACAGCGAUUACUAUGUGUGGCACCCGGGUAAGACGCUGGCUAACGGGACGCGCGUGCCUCCUUCGAACUGGGUGAGUGUCUUCCGUGGUUCAGCCUGGGAGUGGAACGACGUGCGGAAGGAGUACUAUCUCCACCAGUUCCUGGUUAAGCAGCCCGAUCUGAACUAUCGCAAUCCCGCGCUAGUACAAGAAAUGAAAGAUGUGAUGACGUUCUGGCUUGGCAAAGGCGUCCAUGGAUUCCGCAUCGAUGCCGUGCCGUAUCUUUUUGAAUCGCUGCCCGUUAAUGGCGUGUAUCCGGACGAGGAGAAAAGCGGCGAAACGGACGACCCAGACAAUCCGACGUACUUGGUUCACCAGCACACACAGAAUCUAGAUGAAACGUUCGACAUGAUGUACCAGUGGAGAAAGGUGGUGGAUGACUUCAAGCAACAGACACAAUCCGAGGAUAUCGUCCUGAUGGCGGAGGCUUACACGCCUCUACUGAACAUUAUCCGGCUAUUUGGUAAUGAAGUUUCGGAAGGAGCACACAUUCCGUUCAACUUCGAGGUCCUUAGCAAUACGUUCAAGGAUACGACGGGACAACAGUUUUACGACAACAUCAAGCGUUGGCUGGACGUGGUGCCAGAGAAUAGAUUUUCCAACUGGGUGCUUGGCAAUCACGACAACAAACGAGUCUCGUCGCGCCUGGGUGUUGCACGGGCAGAUCUUUACCAGAUAGCGCUGAACGUGCUGCCGGGAGUUGCUGUCACGUACAAUGGCGACGAGCUAGCGAUGGAGGAUGUCUUCAUCUCCUGGAAGGACACCAUCGAUCCGGCAGCCUGCAAUUCUAACCCCAAGGACUAUCUGCUGUACAGCCGCGACCCGGUGCGAACACCGUUCCAGUGGGACGAUUCGGUUAGUGCCGGUUUCUCAACCAACCGCACCACCUGGCUACCGGUCGCGUCCAACUACAAAACCCUCAACUACAAAGCGCAGAAAGCUGCGCCACGCUCCCACGUGAAAAUAUUCAAAGCUCUCGUUCGGCUCCGCAAACAGCGCACACUGCGCGAAGGAACGAUGGAAAUGCAGUUGGUAGGCGAUAACAUAAUCGUGAUUAAACGGCACCUGGAAGGAGCGAGCACAAUUAUUGCCGUGCUUAACUUCAACAAAACCACCGAAACCGUUAAACUGUCGUCGGUGUUUCAAGGACUUCCAUCCGCCUUUGAGGUGAUUACCUCGUCGAUGCAAACCGACUACAUAGAUGGUUCCAUCGUAGGACGAGAUGAGGUUGUGUUGCCCGCUGACGCAGCUAUCGUCUUGGAAGGAAAUGUCGCGAAUGGCAUUUAGAUCGCGGCUGUAUUAUCAUUUGACUGUUGUUAUUCAAAAUAUGUAGCAAACUUUAAGUGUAUAGUUUGCGAGUGGACAGUUCUCUGCACAAAAAUAAAAAAGAAUAAAAACUA